AUGAGCCAACCAACCGGUGCGCAGGCCGUUGCAAGAGCUCUCAAGAACCUCGGUGUUACUGUCAUCUUCGGCCUGGUCGGCAUUCCUGUUAUCGAAAUCGCCGAAGAAGCAAUCAACCUAGGAAUACGGUUUAUCGCGUUCAGGAACGAGCAGGCGUGUAGCUAUGCGGCAAGCGCAUAUGGAUAUAUCACUGGGAAGCCAGGCGUUUGCUUGGUCGUGGGAGGCCCCGGAGUACUACAUGCAAUGGCGGGAAUUGGAAAUUCAAAUGUGAAUGCCUUCCCGAUGCUUAUUGUGGCUGGAUCGGCGGAGACUACUCUGGUAACUAAGGGAGGAUUCCAAGAGAUGGAUGCGAUAUCGUUACUCACUCCGCAUACCAAGCUGGCCGUCAGACCUAUCUCGGUGGACUAUGCCGAGAAUGCCGUAUAUGACGCAUACAGGACAUGCUGGUACGGCCGCCCGGGAACAGCAUUUGUUGAUUUACCGGCAGAUCUGAUCCAAGGGAAGGCUACAGGGAGCUUGCCGUCCGCUGGCCUCCAGCUGGUUCAUGCACCUCCGAAGCCUGCCGGUGACCCAAGUAUCAUUUUUAAAGUGGCCCAGCUUCUCAGAUCAGCCCGGGCACCCUUGGUGGUGGUCGGUAAAGGAUCUGCAUAUGCAAGGGCCGAAGAGUCCAUUCGCAAACUGAUUGACACUGCACGCUUGCCAUUCUUGCCAACUCCAAUGGGAAAGGGUGUUGUACCUGACUCUCAUCCACUUAAUACUUCUAGUGCACGGAGUGUUGCGUUGAAGAAUGCAGAUGUUGUCUUGCUUCUUGGAGGUAGGUUGAAUUGGAUACUACACUUCGGUGAAGCGCCUCGCUGGUCACCGGAUGUCAAGAUUAUCCAGGUUGACAUACAUGCGGAGGAAAUUGGUCGCAACUCUGGAAGCGGUGAACUGGGCAUUGUUGGCGAUAUAGAGCUAGUGGUUGACCAGCUUAUCAAAUCACUGGGAGACUGGCACUAUCAGCCACUUAAUUCACCUUCCUCCUAUCCUUCUCUUAUAUCUGCCUCUGCCACGAAGAAUGAAAACAAGUCCCAGGAGAAGGCCCUUCAGGCCACGGCUGCUGGACAGUAUCUAACCUUCCAACGCGCAUUCCACAUUAUCAAAACGACCCUCAACUCACUCUCACCUCCAGAGAAUGGAGGUAUUGUCUACAUAUCUGAAGGUGCAAAUACCAUGGACAUCUCUCGUUCCGCCUUCCCGCUGCAACAUCCACGCCAUAGACUAGAUGCCGGCACAUAUGCUACCAUGGGCGUCGGAUUGGGAUACAUUAUUGCUGCCCAUGCAGCUUAUAACCUGCCCCAACCACAAGGUACACUUGAGGCACAAUCACCAAAGAAAAUAGUCGCCCUAGAAGGCGACAGUGCGUUUGGAUUCAGUGCAAUGGAAGUAGAAACUCUUGCUCGACACCAAAUUCCUGCCUUGAUCUUCGUGAUGAACAACUCCGGUAUAUACCACGGUGACACCAAGACAGAAGACGACUGGCGUAACAUGCAGCAGGCCACGCUCUCAAACGAGACAACUUCGUCUUCCGCUGGUGAUAAAAAGGGUCUUCGCUCGACCAGCCUUUCAUACGAGACAAGAUAUGACCGUCUGGCAAGUGUGUGCGGAGGACAGGGUUUCUUUGUGCGCAAUGAAAAGGAGCUAGAAGAUGCGACAAGGUCAGGCUUCCUGGAGAAGCACAAGUUUACUAUUGUCAAUGUCAUUGUCGAGCCUGGCAUCGGCCAGUCUAUCGAGUUCGGAUGGCAAGCUGGCAAGAAAGAUAAGACAGCACAAGCAUCGAAGCUGUAG
Trichophyton rubrum CBS 118892 is the source of this 1827-nucleotide messenger RNA. RefSeq lists its product as uncharacterized. Bases 1 to 1827 code for a protein of 608 amino acids. The record is from RefSeq and is a predicted model, not a curated record. Gene Ontology annotation, cellular component: peroxisome. The transcript has 2 exons. NCBI's taxonomy places the organism in Eukaryota, Fungi, Ascomycota, Eurotiomycetes, Onygenales, Arthrodermataceae. Gene Ontology annotation, molecular function: catalytic activity; thiamine pyrophosphate binding; magnesium ion binding. Gene Ontology annotation, biological process: fatty acid alpha-oxidation.